AUUCUCUACCUCGGCCAUCAGGUACUCGAAAAACCCUAACUUUCAAAAAAUCUGUUUUAUAUAUUGCUAACCACAAUGGAUCCGCCCACCGGAGACGAUAGUCUUAAGAAAUUAGAAUAUUUCUCUCUUGUCUCUAAAGUUUGUUCCGAGUUAGAAACACAUUUAGGGUUUGGAGACAAAGUUUUAGCCGAGUUUAUCACCGAGUUAGGUCGUAAUUGUGAAACUGUUGAGGAAUUUGAUUCUAAGUUGAAAGAAAAUGGUGCUGAAAUGCCCGAUUACUUUGUACGCACAUUAUUGACUAUUAUUCACGCGAUUCUUCCUCCUAAGCCAAAAUCGGAUAAGGAUGUAAAGAAAGAGAUUGGUGGUGAUGGUAAGAAAUCGAAGUUCAAAGCUCUCGCGAUUGCUGAUGGUAAAGAUAGAGUCAAAGAACUUGAGAGAGAGAUGGAAGAGGAAGUUCGUGAGCGGCACAGGGAGAAUGAGGAAAGGGAAGAUGAAUAUAGGCGUAGAGACAGAGACAGAGAUAGGAGGGACGGAGAACGAGACAGGAGGGAUAGAGAUGGAGAUAGAGAUAGAAAUAGAGAUAGAGAUGGUAGAGGCAGAGAUAGAGAUAGACAUAGAGACAGAGAUUAUGAUGAUGGUGAUAGGAGUAGAAGGCACAAGGAUAGAGACAGGCGUGAGAGGAGGAGUAGACAUGAUUAUGAUGAUUAUGAAGAGAAUGGGGCUGAUAGGGAGAAUCAUGAUGAUGGAGAUAGGAGAGCUGGACGGUACAGGUACGAUGAGCCUGAAUUGUAUAACGUGUAUAGGGGGAGAGUAUCAAGAGUGAUGGACACGGGUUGUUUUGUUCAACUGAGUGAUUUCAAGGGCAAGGAGGGUUUGGUUCAUGUUUCACAGAUGGCAACCAGGAGGAUUAGUAAUGCUAAAGAUGUUGUAAAGCGGGAUCAGGAGGUUUAUGUGAAGGUGAUUUCGGUGUCUGGUCAGAAGUUGAGUCUUUCUAUGAGGGAUGUUGAUCAGAAUACUGGUAAGGACUUGCUUCCAUUGAAGAAGAGUGAGGAUGAUGCAUCAAGGAUUAAUCCUUCGGGGUCAAAAGAUGGGCCAAUGUCUAGGACAGGUCUUUCAGGGAUUAGAAUUGUGGAGGAGGAGGAUGCAGUUCCAUCACGCAGGCCAUUGAAGAGAAUGAGCUCCCCAGAGAGAUGGGAAGCAAAACAGUUGAUUGCUUCGGGGGUUUUAUCUGUGAAUGAGUACCCUAUGUAUGAUGAAGAAGGGGAUGGGAUAGUUUAUCAGGAAGAGGGUGCUGAGGAAGAGCUUGAGAUUGAACUGAAUGAGGAUGAACCUGCAUUUUUAAACGGGCAAACCAGGUAUUCUGUGGACAUGUCACCCGUGAAAAUUUUCAAGAAUCCAGAGGGGUCAUUGAGCCGUGCUGCUGCUCUCCAAUCUGCUCUCAUAAAGGAGCGGAGAGAAGUCCGGGAACAACAGCAGAGGACAAUGCUUGAUUCAAUACCAAAGGAUCUGAAUCGUCCUUGGGAAGACCCAAUGCCAGAGACUGGUGAGAGGCAUCUAGCACAGGAGCUUAGGGGUGUUGGUUUAUCAGCUUAUGACAUGCCUGAAUGGAAGAAGGAUGCAUUUGGGAAAGCAUUAACUUUUGGGCAGAGGUCAAAGCUCUCCAUCCAGGACCAGAGGCAGAGCUUACCAAUCUAUAAAUUGAAGAAGGAACUAAUUCAGGCUGUGCAUGAUAAUCAGGUUCUGGUAGUUAUUGGUGAGACAGGUUCAGGUAAGACUACCCAAGUAACUCAGUAUCUUGCAGAGGCUGGUUACACUACAAGAGGUAAGAUUGGUUGUACACAGCCCCGUAGGGUGGCUGCAAUGUCUGUGGCCAAGAGAGUUGCUGAAGAAUUUGGCUGUCGUUUGGGGGAGGAGGUUGGAUAUGCUAUAAGAUUUGAAGAUUGUACCGGACCAGACACUGUCAUCAAAUACAUGACUGAUGGCAUGCUUCUUAGGGAGAUUCUGAUCGAUGACAAUCUUUCUCAAUAUUCAGUCAUUAUGCUUGAUGAAGCUCACGAAAGGACAAUCCACACUGAUGUCCUUUUUGGGUUACUUAAGCAGCUUGUGAAGCGCAGACCAGAUCUUCGUCUGAUUGUCACCUCUGCCACAUUAGAUGCAGAGAAAUUUUCUGGGUAUUUCUUUAACUGCAACAUUUUUACAAUUCCUGGGAGAACUUUUCCUGUUGAAAUACUAUACACCAAACAGCCAGAAAGCGAUUAUCUAGAUGCAUCACUGAUCACUGUCCUGCAGAUCCACUUGACAGAACCGGAAGGUGAUAUCCUCCUCUUUCUGACUGGUCAGGAGGAAAUUGAUUUUGCAUGUCAGUCUCUCUAUGAGAGGAUGAAAGGUUUAGGUAAAAAUGUUCCGGAACUGAUUAUUUUACCAGUUUACAGUGCCCUCCCCAGUGAAAUGCAGUCAAGAAUCUUUGACCCUGCUCCUCCAGGAAAGAGAAAAGUGGUUGUGGCCACUAAUAUUGCUGAGGCUUCUUUGACUAUUGAUGGAAUAUUUUAUGUUAUUGAUCCCGGGUUUGCAAAACAGAAUGUUUAUAAUCCAAAGCAAGGGCUUGAUUCGCUGGUCAUAACACCAAUUUCACAAGCAUCAGCCAAGCAACGAGCUGGACGUGCUGGCCGUACUGGGCCUGGAAAAUGUUACCGCCUAUACACAGAGAGUGCAUAUCGUAAUGAGAUGUCGCCUACUUCAAUUCCAGAAAUUCAAAGGAUCAAUCUUGGAUUUACUACCCUUACAAUGAAGGCUAUGGGAAUAAAUGAUCUUUUGUCAUUUGAUUUUAUGGAUCCACCUUCACCCCAAGCUCUUAUCUCUGCCAUGGAGCAGCUGUAUAGUCUUGGAGCUCUGGAUGAGGAGGGACUUCUGACAAAAUUGGGUAGGAAAAUGGCUGAAUUUCCUCUGGAUCCACCUUUAUCAAAGAUGUUGCUUGCCAGUGUGGACCUUGGAUGUAGUGAUGAGAUAUUGACUAUCAUUGCGAUGAUUCAAACUGGCAACAUAUUCUACAGGCCUAGGGAAAAACAAGCUCAAGCAGACCAGAAGAGGGCAAAAUUUUUUCAGCCUGAGGGAGAUCAUUUGACGUUGCUAGCUGUGUAUGAGGCAUGGAAAGCUAAGAAUUUUUCAGGGCCAUGGUGCUUUGAGAACUUUGUUCAGUCCCGAUCCCUGAGGAGAGCACAGGAUGUCAGAAAGCAACUUCUCAGCAUCAUGGAUAAAUAUAAAUUGGACAUUGUGAGUGCUGGAAAAAAUUUUACGAAGAUACGGAAGGCGAUUACAGCUGGAUUCUUCUUUCAUGCUUCCAGAAAGGAUCCACAGGAGGGCUAUCGGACUCUGGUUGAGAAUCAGCCUGUUUAUAUCCACCCAAGCAGUUCUCUCUUUCAGAGACAACCUGAUUGGGUCAUCUACCAUGAACUUGUCAUGACUACAAAAGAGUACAUGCGUGAAGUAACAGUUAUAGAUCCAAAGUGGCUUGUGGAACUGGCACCAAGAUUCUUCAAGGUUUCAGAUCCCACGAAAAUGAGCAAGCGCAAGCGUCAAGAACGCAUUGAACCACUAUAUGAUAGAUACCAUGAGCCUAAUUCUUGGCGGUUGAGUAAAAGGCGUGCAUAAUGUGUGGUUCAUUUAUUGUCAGUAUCAACCAGCCUCAGAUGUAUGUUUGAUUUCACAUCUUGUACUAAUUGUAUAUAUGCCUUGUAGAAUUUUAUUAGUUAUUUUUUAUCACCCUUGGCAAUGAUCUUUGAGGCUGACUCAAAGUAUACUAUUAGUUCUCAAAAUUUUUGUAUCUGGCUUUGCCACUGCCCUGAGUGAUCACGGUGGAAGCUUCUUCGCUUGUGGUUUUCUGUUUACUUUCAGGUUAUUAUGUCAUACGAAUUAUUGAUUGGUGGCUUUUGCUAGUGUCUUCCAUUAACUUCUUGGUUAUCAUUUUAUACUAAUUGAAGUUAUGCAGGAAGUUUUUCGGCUCUACUU
Pistacia vera is the source of this 4005-nucleotide messenger RNA. Its product is annotated as probable pre-mRNA-splicing factor ATP-dependent RNA helicase DEAH5. Gene Ontology annotation, molecular function: RNA binding; ATP binding; RNA helicase activity. Gene Ontology annotation, biological process: spliceosomal complex disassembly; mRNA splicing, via spliceosome. Bases 76 to 3648 code for a protein of 1190 amino acids. NCBI's taxonomy places the organism in Eukaryota, Viridiplantae, Streptophyta, Magnoliopsida, Sapindales, Anacardiaceae. The record is from RefSeq and is a predicted model, not a curated record. Gene Ontology annotation, cellular component: catalytic step 2 spliceosome; intracellular anatomical structure. The transcript has 2 exons.